Messenger RNA from Anopheles cruzii, 2264 nucleotides. RefSeq names its product protein disulfide-isomerase A5. Gene Ontology annotation, biological process: protein folding. Bases 57 to 2093 code for a protein of 678 amino acids. Gene Ontology annotation, molecular function: protein disulfide isomerase activity. The record is from RefSeq and is a predicted model, not a curated record. Lineage: Eukaryota; Metazoa; Arthropoda; Insecta; Diptera; Culicidae. Gene Ontology annotation, cellular component: endoplasmic reticulum. The transcript has 5 exons.
UAUUUGUUAAAACGACUCUAGAAGAAAUAAUUACAGCAGCGCUUCCUGUUUGCAUCAUGAAACUGCAUGUUUGCAUCCUUAUUGUAAGUUCUAUUCCCGCUGAGACGCGUAAAGAAUAUUUUAGAAACCAGUUAGGAGACGCCGUCUUAAUGGUCGAAAAGGUAGGAAGGCAACGAAAAUCAACCAUACUGACCCACAUACUGGUUUUUCCACAGAUUGCCACCGUAGGCGUUUGCUUGGUCUAUUCCAAAACCCAAAAAAGUGCUGUAAUAGAUAGCAUCACGGACAUGAAGGAACUAAAGAAGCUAUUUCGCACCAAAACAAACGUCUUGAUUUUGUUCAUGUCUGGCGUAAAAGAAAAUACGGCACUACUUUCUUCAUUCCGAGAAGCAGCCGAAAGUGUGAAGGGGCAAGGCACGUUCAUAUUGUUCGAUUGCAAUAAUUCAGAGGUGAAAAAGAUCUGUAAGAAACUGAAGGUCCAACCGGUCCCCUUUGUGAUUAAGCACUUUAAGGAUGGCGACUAUCACAAGGAUUACGACAGGCAGCUUACAGCGACCAGCAUGGUCAAUUUUAUGCGUGAUCCAGCUGGCGACUUGCCAUGGGAAGAAGAUCCAAUCGGAGCAGACGUCGUUCAUGUGCCAGAUGCGGUGGCAUUGGGCAAAUUUCUGAAAAAAGAAGUCAAACCAGUUCUCCUCAUGUUCUAUGCGCCUUGGUGUGGAUUCUGUAAAACGUUAAAACCAGAGUUUUCCGGAGCCGCAACUGAUUUAAAAGGACGAUACGUUCUCGCCGCGAUCGACGUGAAUCGUCCCGAAAAUUCAAUCAUCCGCAAGCUGUACAACAUAACGGGCUUCCCAACCUUGUUGUACUAUGAAUACGGACGCAUGAAAUAUACCUUCGAAGGAGAAAAUAAUCGCCAAAGUAUUGUAGCGUUCAUGAAAAAUCCUACCGCUCCACCGACAGUCAAGCCGAAGGAAUCAGAUUGGGCAUCGGAAAGCAACUCGGAAAUAGUUCACCUCACAACUAGCAAUUUUGGACCAGUUCUCAAAGACGAACAUUCGGCGUUAGUAAUGUUUUACGCACCGUGGUGUGGACACUGUAAAAAAAUGAAGCCGGAGUACGAAAAAGCGGCUGAAAUUUUGAAGACCAAAGCCAUACCUGGUGUACUGGCGGCCCUUGAUGCAACUAUUGAAUCUUCCAUCGGGCAACAGUUUGGUGUUAAAGGAUACCCGACAGUAAAAUACUUUAGCAAUGGAGAGUUCAAGUUCGACGUAAACGUACGGGAAGCAAAUAAAAUUGUGGAAUUCAUGCAGAACCCUAUUCAACCUCCUCUACCUCCGGCCCCAGAAUCUUCGUGGGAAGAUGAGCCCUCGGAAGUUGUCCAUCUGAAUGAUGAGACGUUCAAAGCUUUUCUGAAAAAGAAAAAACGCGUUCUGGUCAUAUUUUAUGCUCCUUGGUGCGGACAUUGUAAGCGAACGAAACCUGAAUUUAACCGUGCGGCGGAACACUUCAAGGAAGACCCCAGAACUGAACUAGCAGCGGUCGAUUGUACGCGUUACAGCGCAGUCUGCUCUUCGUUCGAAGUUCGCGGCUAUCCGACCAUCAAGUACUUCAACUAUCUCAAAACCAUCCGAGAGUAUAACGGCGGUCGUACGGCGACUGAUUUUAUAAAAUACCUCAACGAUCCAGAUGCGGUGCUUACGAAGAAUGAUGAAGUAGUGGAGCCGUUCGGCCAAUUUCCCGGAGUCGAUAACAUACUGUUCCUCACGGAUGACAAUGUUGAGGAAGUUAUCAAACGAGAACCAAGCCUCUUUGUGAUGUUCUAUGUUCCCUGGUGUGGUCAUUGCAAGCACAUAAAACCGGACUUUGCGAAGAUUGCCAAGCUGUUAGUAGAUGAAAAUGUACCGGCCAAGGUUGCUGCUCUCGACUGCACCGUCCAUACAAAGGCAGCCGAACGUUUUCAAAUCCGUGGUUAUCCUACGUUCAAGUACUUUGCAAAAGGACAAUUCCUACAAGAUUACGAUGGCAAGCGCACAACAGAAGAAAUAAUGAAAUUCCUUUACUCCGUUAACUCAGUUGUAAAGGAUGAAUUGUAAAUGAUAAAAUCGCCAACAUUACGGCAACGUACGGAUAUGAAAUUUCAUCAUCAUUUAAGUCAUCAAGGAACCAUUUCCUGAUUGAACCAUAAUCACUCAAUCGAGUGUUUGGAUUUAAGUGUCGAUAAAAGUCGACCAAAACAACUCAACUCUAACACCUCCUAUCGUCAU